Raphanus sativus (radish) is the source of this 832-nucleotide messenger RNA. RefSeq names its product NDR1/HIN1-like protein 26. The record is from RefSeq and is a predicted model, not a curated record. The coding region runs from base 68 to 709 and encodes 213 amino acids. Lineage: Eukaryota; Viridiplantae; Streptophyta; Magnoliopsida; Brassicales; Brassicaceae. The transcript has a single exon. Gene Ontology annotation, biological process: defense response to other organism.
GAUAACGUUGCUCUAAGCCCUUCACCUCCUCUCCUUUCUUCAUUCUCUCUCGGUCUCCUCUCUCCAAAUGUCUCAAAUCUCUGAAACUUCUCCAAAACAUUGCGCCAAAAAAGGAGGGAUUAACAUCAACAGCCGUCGUAAGAAACUAUUCUUCACGAUCUCUACUUUCUUCAGCGGCCUUCUCCUCAUCAUCUUCCUCAUCUGGCUCAUCCUCCAUCCCGCGAAACCCGAGUUCUCCCUCACGGAAGCUGAUAUCUACACCCUCGAUGUCUCAUCCUCCACCACUCAUCUCCUCAACUCCUCAAUCCAGCUCACAAUCUUCUCCAAAAACCCUAACAAAAAAGUAGGAAUAUACUACGACAAGCUUCUAGUAUACUCAGCAUACAGAGGACAACAAAUAACACCAGAGGCUUCUCUACCGCCUUUCUAUCAGUCUCACGAAGAAAUCAAUCUUUUGACAGCGUUUCUCCAAGGGAAUGAGUUACCCGUUGCUCAGUCCUAUGGUUAUCAAAUCGUUCGUGAUCGGUCCGCCGGUAGAGUAAUCAUCGGUAUGAAGAUGGACGGGAAGCUUAGGUGGAAGAUCGGGACAUUUGUCUCUGGCGCAUACCGGUUUAAUGUGAAUUGUGUUGCACUAGUGGCUUUUGGACCGAACAUGACCACUUCUCCAUUAGGUUCAAUACAAGGGACUCGUUGCUCUACCGAUAUAUGAGAUACUGUAUAUUGAAUAAUCAACCAUAGAUAUACACUAUAGUUUUUUUCACUUUGUUUUGAUGAUGUUUUGUUUUGGUCAUUAGUACUACUUUUAAAGAAAUAUUAAACUGUUUAUCAAGAA